Messenger RNA from Heterobasidion irregulare TC 32-1, 489 nucleotides. RefSeq lists its product as uncharacterized. NCBI's taxonomy places the organism in Eukaryota, Fungi, Basidiomycota, Agaricomycetes, Russulales, Bondarzewiaceae. The transcript has 3 exons. The record is from RefSeq and is a predicted model, not a curated record. The annotation marks the transcript as partial.
AUGUCGACGCUCCUCAACAGCGCAGGCCGCCGCCUCUUCGCGCGCCACGUCGCGCAGUACGCGCCCCAGGACCCCAUGUACGAGCCGUACACCGACGCGCGCGGGCGCAGCAAGCGCAGGCGCCGCGCGCUGCCCCCCGGCCUCUCCCCCGCCGACGCAAAGCUCCUCGCCGCCGUCCAGCGCCGCGCGCACCGCCUCGACCGCGGCUUCUCCCUCUGCGGGCUCCGCUUCGGCUGGACCUUCGUCCUCGGGCUCGUCCCCGGCCUCGGCGACGCCGCCGACGCCGCGCUCGGGUAUGUGUUGGUCGUGAGGAAGGCAAGGGGCGCCGGCCUCCCGCCGUGGCUCGUCCAGCGCAUGCUCCUCCACCUCGCGCUCGCCACCUCCGCCGGCCUCAUCCCGCUCCUCGGCGACGUCCUCCUCGCAGCCUACAAGCCCAACUCGCGCAACGCCGCCCUCCUCGAGGAGUUCCUCCGCCUCCGCGGCGAGAAG